Molecule: messenger RNA, 1433 nt
Organism: Ochotona princeps (American pika)
Lineage: Eukaryota; Metazoa; Chordata; Mammalia; Lagomorpha; Ochotonidae
Product: endophilin-B1-like
Exons: 1
Coding region: 158-1261 (367 amino acids)
Biological process (GO): membrane organization
Cellular component (GO): cytoplasm; membrane
Molecular function (GO): protein binding
Source: RefSeq, a predicted model, not a curated record
CGCCCCACCCUCCGCCUGCCCCUAGGCGGAAAGGACAGCUGUUGCGGCGGCGCCGGCGCCACCUCCCUCCACCUCCCACGUCUGCCCCCCGCGCCCCGGCCCCGCCAUGGCGCCUCCCCGCUAGCUCAGCCGGCGCUCCGCCUGGCCGCCUUCCCACAUGAACAUCACGGACUUCAACGUGAAGAAGCUGGCGGCCUACGCGGGCACCUUCCUCAGCCGUGCCUUUCAGUUCACAGAAGAAAAGCUGGGCCAGGCAGAGAAGACAGAACUGGAUGCUCACUUAGAGAACCUCCUUAGCAAAGCUGAGUGUACCAAAAUAUGGACAGAAAAAAUAAUGAAACAAACAGAAGUAUUACUGCAGCCAAAUCCAAAUGCCAGAAUAGAGGAAUUUGUUUAUGAAAAAUUGGAUAGAAAAGCUCCAAGUCGUAUUAACAACCCAGAACUUCUGGGACAAUAUAUGAUUGAUGCAGGGACUGAGUUUGGCCCAGGAACAGCGUAUGGCAAUGCCCUUAUUAAAUGUGGAGAAACUCAGAAACGAAUUGGAACAGCUGACAGAGAGCUGAUUCAAACUUCAGCGUUAAAUUUUCUUACUCCUUUAAGAAAUUUUAUAGAAGGAGAUUAUAAAAAAAUUGCUAAAGAAAGAAAGCUGUUACAAAAUAAGAGACUGGAUUUGGAUGCUGCAAAAACCAGACUGAAAAAGGAGAAAGCUGCGGAAACUAGAAGUUCAUCUGAACAGGAACUAAGAAUAACUCAGAGUGAAUUUGAUCGUCAAGCAGAGAUUACCAGACUUCUCCUAGAGGGAAUCAGCAGUACACAUGCCCAUCACCUCCGCUGUCUGAAUGACUUUGUAGAAGCCCAGAUGACUUACUAUGCACAGUGUUACCAGUACAUGUUAGACCUCCAGAAACAGCUGGGAAGUUUUCCCUCGAAUUAUCUUUGUAACAACAAUCAGACAUCUGCGACACCUGGGGCAUCUGUGCCAUCUGUUUUAUCAAAUGUUGGUUCUUCUGCCAUCACUUCAACAAGUGGCUUAGUAAUCAGUUCUCCGUCCAACCUCAAUGACCUUAAGGAGUCAAGCGGCAGCAGAAAGGCCAGAGUUCUCUAUGAUUAUGAUGCUGCAAACAGUACUGAGCUGUCACUUCUGGCAGAUGAGGUGAUCACUGUGUUCAGUGUCGUUGGAAUGGAUUCUGACUGGCUAAUGGGAGAAAGGGGAAAUCAGAAAGGCAAGGUGCCAAUUACCUGCUUAGAACUGCUCAAUUAAAUAGGUGGACUGUGCAAAGGUUACCCAUCGUGACACCGUAUUUACAGGCAGUUCACUCUAAGUAAAACAGGUUUAAGUAUCUUCCAUGUUAAUGUCUUAAGAGACUGAAAGGAAAAUACCAGCUGUCAAAAACUGGCAUUUCUGCCAAUAAAGUUGCAUGGUAAAUAUUUCA